Molecule: messenger RNA, 1731 nt
Organism: Pseudoliparis swirei
Lineage: Eukaryota; Metazoa; Chordata; Actinopteri; Perciformes; Liparidae
Gene: lhpp
Product: phospholysine phosphohistidine inorganic pyrophosphate phosphatase
Exons: 7
Coding region: 351-1193 (280 amino acids)
Biological process (GO): dephosphorylation
Cellular component (GO): cytosol
Molecular function (GO): phosphatase activity; inorganic diphosphate phosphatase activity
Source: RefSeq, a predicted model, not a curated record
UUUUCCGAUGAUUGCAAGAUCACCUGAAAAAAAUAAGAAACAACAUCAUUGCGUCCGCUUCAGUCGCCAAAAUCAUCCCUAAAAUACAUGCGACCAGGUUUUUCAGGCACAGAGUUAUUACGUCAUAGAUCGCGUGGUAUUUAUAAAUCACUCCGACUGCAAGUCACAUUUUUAUUUGAAUGUUUUUUUCAUUUUCAUUUCCUUUUUAUUUAAAUUCUUAAUUGCCGUGCUAUCCAAUUUAAUGUGAACCGAUAACUGCGACAUUCAUUCACUAGAUUCUCGUGAAUGAAUGUAAAGUGAGGCAGACGAUGUUCUAGUGACGAGAACAUCGUCUGCCUCACUUUACGCGCAUGCGCCCCUGGUGCUGUCAUUUCGUCAUGGCUGACACUGGCUGGCCAGGCUGUGCGACGAGUUUGAAAGGUGUCAUACUGGACAUGUGUGGCGUUUUAUAUGACAGCGGGGAGGGCGACGGGGUCGCCAUACCCGGUUCAAUUGAAGCCGUUAAAAAGCUCAAGGCAUCUGACCUGCAGCUGCGCUUCUGCACCAAUGAGACUCAGGCCGCCAGAGAGAAGUUUGUCGCCACGCUUCAAAGACUGGGCUUUGACAUCCUCGUGUCGGAGGUCUUCUCUCCUGCACCUGCAGCCGUGGCUGUCCUUCAGGAAAGGGGUUUACGGCCUCACCUGCUCGUGUCUGAUGGACUUCUCCCCGAGUUUGACAGUGUUGACAAGACCAACCCAAACUGUGUUGUGAUUGGAGACGCAGCUGAACAAUUUACCUACCAGAACCUGAACGAUGCAUUCAGGGUCCUUACAGGCCUGGAGAAGCCAGUGCUGUUCUCUCUGGGCCAAGGGAAGUACUACAAAGAGACGGAUGGUUUGAAACUAGAUGUCGGGGCUUACAUGAAGGCUCUGGAGUACGCCUGUGAUUUAAAGGCGGAAGUAGUUGGAAAGCCAUCCGCAACAUUCUUCCAGAGUGUUCUCAAUGACAUGGGGCUUCAACCGCAUGAGGUACUGAUGAUUGGGGACGAUCUGGUGAAUGACGUGGGUGGGGCCCAACACUGCGGAAUGAAAGGCAUACAAGUCAGGACGGGCAAAUACAGGCCCAGCGACGAGAGGCACUCGACGGUGACGGCCGACGGCACUGUGGACGACUUGGCUCAGGCCGUGGACACGCUCCUCAAUCAAAGGCUCUGAGGACGAGGCAGCCGCCGCUGGAACCUCUCCUCUCACCGAGAUGCAGGCUAAUGUCUGGUGAUAUGUUCUGUUUCGGUCUUGAGUGAUGUUAUCAGAAGUAAGAAAAGAAGAGAAAAACAUCUAAAUACUGUGACUAACUGGGUGUUUCCCACAUUUGAAGGUGUAAUGAGAGGUGACAACCAUCUGAUCCUCCACACAUAUCUGAUGCAAAUAUGCAGAACUAUUACCCAAGUCUAGCAGAGAUAAGCUUAACACACUGUAUGUAUGUCAGUACGUGAUUGACAUAGAUUAGAUCCCUCAAGUUGACACCAAUAAUAAUCGGACUCCUGCUAAUGUGACACCCUGAUGCGCCACAUGAAGCCUGUUUGUAGUCUAACUGGAAAGGCCCUAUUAACAUGCAGCCGUAGUGUAUUUAACAUCUGGUUACAUGAAGGUGAGGUUGCUGUCGCUCACUUCCUUACAAUAAACCAAGGUGUGCUAGUAAUGCAAAUAUUGUAUCAAUAAAAACAUUUUCUAGCUGUUGAAAGCAUAAAGCAAA